Molecule: messenger RNA, 524 nt
Organism: Phaedon cochleariae (mustard beetle)
Lineage: Eukaryota; Metazoa; Arthropoda; Insecta; Coleoptera; Chrysomelidae
Source: the annotation of a GenBank genome assembly
CAAAUUCAAACAUAGUUACAAGAGUUUACCAGCUAUUUGUUCUUUCUUGCCUUCCUGCUUCCUCAUUUGGCAACAUGAACUCUUCCACCAUCUUAUCGUGGUUAUGCGGCGCCCUGCUUGCGAUCCUAGUUUCGUCCCUCGCCCGGGCGGCCACCAUCAGCUGCCCGCCUACUCUCGAACAAGAACAACUGCGUCCGGCUCUGAGACAGCUGUGCUAUGCCCUGGAGCAGAUGGUUGAAGACAUGCCGCAACAGGAGCAGCCGUGCUCUGCUGCUGGAAGAGUCGAACUUAGAGACGUCAGCAAGAAGAGACAACAGGUAGAUCACGUCUUCUUGAGAUUCGGUAGAAGAAUGGGACAAUAGAAGAACCUCACGAAUUCAUAUUUUUCGAAUAUCACUGUAUAAAUAUUGACGAGACUUUCAUAAUGCGAAAUAAAUUGAACAUAAUUAUAGCGCUUGAUUUUUCACCACACUUGGUUUAUGUAGGUGUGCAUUUAAAAUGUUUAUAAAAUUAUUGUUAUUUUA